GGCCGCGCAUAGAGGGAGGGAUCCAUCAUUACCCCUGCUCUCUCCGCGGCUCGAGCGCACUCCGGGCAGCGCAGUUAGUCUGUCUGUCUGUCUGUGACUCAGAAGGGAGUUGUCCCUGCCCACGCGCAUAAAAACGUCCUACCGAAGCGACACACACCACCCAACAAAGAUCACUCCGGGAGGAACAGAUUUUCAGCGGAUCGGUCCCGAAAUAUUAUAAUCGUUCAGCAUCAGCAUGGUGUACCACCCGGAGUUCGAGAGGGCGGGGCAGCAGCCGGGCCUCCAGGUGUGGAGGAUCGAGAAGAUGGACCUGGUCGCCGUGCCGACCAACCUGUACGGGGGGUUCUACACGGGCGACGCCUACCUCAUCCUCAACACCAUCAAGCAGCGCUCCGGAAACCUGCAGUAUGACCUGCACUUCUGGCUGGGUGAUUUCUGUACGCAGGACGAGAGCGGGGCGGCGGCCAUCUUCACUGUCCAGAUGGACGACUACCUGGGCGGCAAACCCAUCCAGUACCGCGAGGUCCAGGGACACGAGUCCAAAUCCUUCCUGGGCUACUUCAAAUCUGGGAUCAAGUACAUGCAAGGGGGUGUGGCUUCAGGAUUCAAGCACGUGGUCACCAACGAGGUCAUCAUGCAGCGCGUGCUGCAGGUGAAAGGUCGCCGUGUCGUCAGGGCGACGGAGGUGCCGGUCACCUGGGACAGCUUCAAUCAGGGAGACUGCUUCAUCCUGGACCUCGGAAAUGAGAUCUACCAGUGGUGCGGCUCAGGAGCAAACAAGAUGCUGGAGGUCAGUUCUGUAUGUGUGGAUGAGGGGGUGAGAGAGAGAAGAUGCUGGAGGUCAGUUCUGUAUGUGUGCGAUGAGGGGGUGGAGAGAGAGAAGAUGCUGGAGCUGCUGGGACCAAAGCCCGAUCUGCCCGAGGGGGCAUCCGACGACAUCAAAGCCGACGCCUCCAACAGGAAGAUGGCUAAACUAUACAAGGUGUCCAACGCCAGUGGAGAGAUGGCCAUCGCCCUGGUGGCAGCGGAGAACCCUUUCUCCCAGAGUGCACUGGAGUCCAGCGACUGCUUCAUCCUGGACCAUGGCUCCGAUGGCAAGAUCUUCGUCUGGAAAGGCAAGGAGGCCAACAUGGAGGAGAGGAAGGCGGCGUUGAAGGCGGGCGAGGACUUCAUAAAGAAGAUGGGCUAUCCCAAACACACGCUGGUGCAGGUCCUGCCCGAGAUGGGCGAGACCCCGCUCUUCAAGCAGUUCUUCAAGAACUGGCGGGACAUGGACCAGACGGAGGGCCUGGGCGUGGCCUACGUGUCCAACAGCAUCGCCAAGAUCGAGAAGGUGCCGUUCGACGCCGCCACCCUGCACGACUCGCCCGCCAUGGCCGCCCAGCACGGGAUGGUGGACGACGGGAACGGCAAGAAGCAGAUCUGGCGCAUCGAGGGGGCGGACAAGGUGCCCGUGGACCCCUCCACCUACGGGCAGUUCUACGGGGGCGACAGCUACAUCAUCCUCUACAGCUACCGUCACGGCGGCCGCCAGGGACACGUCAUCUACAUGUGGCAAGGAGCGAACUCGAGCCAGGAUGAGAUCGGGGCGUGCGCUAUUCUGGCUGCUCAGCUGGACGAGGAGCUCGGCGGGGGGCCGGUGCAGGUGCGGGUGGUCCAGGGGAAGGAGCCGGCCCACCUCAUGAGCCUGUUCGGCGGGCAGCCCAUGGUGGUGUACCAGGGCGGGACCUCCAGGGACGGGGGCCAGUCUGCCCCCCCCGAAACGCGCCUCUUCCAGGUGCGCUCCAACUCGACGGGGUGCACGCGGGCCGUGGAGGUUGACGCCGUCGCCUCGAACCUGAACUCCAACGACGCGUUCGUCCUGGUGACGCCCGGAGGCUGCUUCCUGUGGGUGGGGCAGGGGGCCAGCGACACGGAGAAGCAGGGGGCGCAGCAGCUCUGCGGAAUCCUGGGGGUGUCAGCCUCCCCCCUGGGGGAGGGCGGAGAGGCGGAUGAGUUUUGGGAGGCUCUCGGAGGGAAGGCUGAGUACCGUACCUCCAGCAGGCUGAAGGACAGAAUGGAGGCCCACCCGCCCAGGCUGUUCGCCUGCUCCAACAAGACUGGCCGCUUCAUCAUUGAAGAGGUUCCAGGGGAGAUGACCCAGGAGGAUCUGGCCACUGAUGAUGUCAUGAUCCUGGACACCUGGGACCAGGUCUUCGUAUGGAUCGGAAACGAGGCUCAGGAGGAGGAGAAGACUGAGGCGAUGACGUCAGCCGUGCGCUACAUCGAGACGGACCCGGCCAAUCGGGACCGCAGGACCCCCAUCGUGAAGCUCAAGCAGGGGUUCGAGCCGCCCACCUUCACCGGCUGGUUCCUGGGCUGGGACAACGAGUACUGGAGCAGCGACCCGCUGGAACGCGCCAUGGCCGAGCUGGAGAUGUGAACUCUGACCCCACCCUAAACCCUGGCCCCGCCCCCUGCCACACCCCCCCCCCCCCACCGAGCUUCUGUCACAGACUCAAAGGGGAUAGCGUUUCACCCCCUCCCACCCUUCUCCAAAAUAUCAAGGGGCUUAAAAUGCUUUUUGUUAUUGUUUUUAAGCUGAGCUUUAAACAAAAAAGAAAAAAAAAGCCAAGUUUAGAUUGCAUUAUUCAUUAUUCAAGAGGCUUGGUAGACUAGGCCUGUCAGGGCAGUCAAACUCCAGUCCUGGGGGGGCCACAGUUUCUACAGGUAUGUGUGGCGUCCUUAGGCCUUGAGAACGAGGUGUGUGGAUUAUUUAGCCAAUCAACAUCUUAAAUGAACCACUGGAGCUGAGACGCACGUAAAACCAGCAAGCAUUGCGGCCCCUCACGACUGGAUUUUGACACCAGUGGUUAGGACAAUUCUGAAGGUCUCGUUGCGAAUGAAAGACACUGUUCCUUUGUAAAGCUCAUCCUCAUAAAUGCGUCCUGCGCGUGUGCAUUAGCGAAGCAGGAUUUUAGCCUUUUAUACACAAACACCGUUUUAAAAGUGAUCAAUAUUAAAUCAUGAAAUAGAUACUCAUAGGUGUAUUCCCGCAUUUAGCGUCAUAAAAAUGCAUUUUCUGAACUUAACGAGUAGAAUCGUUGUCCAAUGUCGAGCAAUUAUUUAUUCACCGGUAUAAUCGACUGACUGAGUUGCGGCGUUGACAGCGAAGGUCCGUGAGUUAAGUAGUCUAGUGGUUUCUGUUAAGGUGCAAAAGUCGACAUAAAGCCUGCCGCGGCUGAGAAUGUAGUUUCGAAUGGCUGACAGAAUUAUCAGCUCAGUCGAAGGUCGUCAUUUUCGGUAGAAUUUGCUCUUAUGUUCUAACGGAAAUACAGCCUUGACUGAAGACAAAGACCGAAUUUGGCUCUGGUGUACGGAAACGUGCCGGCUUUUUAAAAACAGGAUUUCCGGUCACGUUUGCAGGGCUUGUUACACAAAUAUUUUUCAUUGGGACUGGGAGAGUCAAAGCAGUCGCUGCAAGACUAUGGCAAGCUGUUUUAGCUUUAAUUCAUUUCUAGGGGAUAUCGCAAAUUCAAAUUCUAACUAGUUAGAAUGCGAAUCGUUGAUAUUAGAAAUUCGAUUGAAACUAGUUAUAAUGUGUAUUUCUGAUAUCAGAAAUUCAAUUUUAACUAGUUAAAAUGCAUAUUAUUGAUAUUGGAAAUUAAAUUUUAACAAGUUAAAAUGCCAAUUCUUGAUAUCGGAAAUUCUAUUUAAACUAGUCAGAUUUAAAUCGUUUUUCUAAUUCAUUUCAAUGGAAGUUGGAAUUUGACUUAGUUAAAAUUCCAAUUUCCCAUAUCAGAAAAUCAAUUACUGAUAUCAACAAUAUAAUUUCAACUAGUUAAAAUACCUAUUUCUGAUAUCAUAAAUUCAAUUUUUAACUAGUUAAAAUUUGAAUUCUUGAUAUCAAUAAUGGAAUUUUAACUAGUUGUAAUUAGACUGUCCUAUUUUAACUAGUUAAAAUUCAAUUACUGAUAUCAAAAAUGAAAGGUCCUAUUGAAAUUAAUGGGGAAAACGCUUGAAUUAUAACUAGUUACAAUUGAAUUUCUGAUAUCAAGAAUUUGCAUUCUAACUAGUUAUAACUGUAUUUGUGAUAUCCUCUAGAAAUGAAUUAAAGCUAAAAGGGCUUGCCAUACAAAACCAGCUUUUUGCUCACUAGCGAUAAAGGGACUGCCUAUCACCUGAUGCACGCUCUGGAUAUGCUUCAGCACCCACUGCGACCCUCACAAGUUCAAGUGGGUAUGGAUAACAGAUGGACGGAUGAUAAAGGGCCUGGCUAUUUUGCAUCGUCCCAUAUUUGUGAUUUGUGUGAAGUUUCCGUUUUGGCCACGUUGAUGAGACCAGAUAAAUGUUAAUACAGACACUCCAUUUCGCCCGACAGCUAAAGUAGCCCACGGUCGGUCCACUGCGCUUGUGUAGCUGUGUAAUGCUGUUGUGUAUUUAUUGGGACUGUAUCUUUUGCUUACCAGUGAUAAUGUGGUUUUGUCACAGCUUCCUUCAUAAACCAAUACAAAAAACGUGGAACACCA
This is a messenger RNA of Anguilla rostrata (American eel), 4508 nucleotides long. RefSeq names its product gelsolin-like. Lineage: Eukaryota; Metazoa; Chordata; Actinopteri; Anguilliformes; Anguillidae. The transcript has 17 exons. The coding region runs from base 236 to 2422 and encodes 728 amino acids. Gene Ontology annotation, cellular component: cytoplasm; actin cytoskeleton. Gene Ontology annotation, molecular function: actin filament binding; phosphatidylinositol-4,5-bisphosphate binding. Gene Ontology annotation, biological process: actin filament severing; barbed-end actin filament capping; cell projection assembly. The record is from RefSeq and is a predicted model, not a curated record.